Heterocephalus glaber (naked mole-rat) is the source of this 10933-nucleotide messenger RNA. It is a transcript of the gene Marf1, whose product is annotated as meiosis regulator and mRNA stability factor 1. Lineage: Eukaryota; Metazoa; Chordata; Mammalia; Rodentia; Bathyergidae. Gene Ontology annotation, molecular function: RNA binding; CCR4-NOT complex binding; RNA nuclease activity. Gene Ontology annotation, cellular component: cytoplasm; peroxisome. Gene Ontology annotation, biological process: regulation of gene expression. The record is from RefSeq and is a predicted model, not a curated record.
AUCAAAACAAAGGGCCUGGGGGGGGGCGGGUGGAAGGCGGCGGGGCCGGAAUGUGAACCGAGGUGGAGCGGGUGGCUGAGGGUGGAAGAAUGAAAGAGAAGGAAGAUGAGAGAAUGAUGAACCACUUUGUAUGGCUGUAUGAUGGAAGGAAACGGAACUGAGAACCCCUGCAGUAGAACACUUGGAUGGCUUCAACAAGAUAAUGAUGCUAAGCCAUGGCUUUGGAAAUUCUCUAAUUGCUUUUCUCCUCCUGAGCAGACGUUGCCACUUAGCCCCCAAACGAAAGAGUACAUGGAGAACAAGAAAGUUGCUGUGGAAUUAAAGGAUGUACCAUCUCCCCUUCAUGCUGGCUCUAAACUUUUUCCAGCAGUCCCACUGCCUGAUAUUCAUUCUCUUCAGCAACCUAAAAUACAGCUUUCAACUGUCCCCAAAGUAAGCUGCUGUGCUCAUUGCCCUAAUGAACCCUCCACUUCACCAUUGCAUUUUGGUGGUGGUGGUGGCAGUAAUGGAGGUACUGGUAGCUUGAUUCACCCAGCCGCACUCUUAGACUCACAAAGCACCAGGACAGUCACGUGUCAGGUAGGGUCAGGAUUUGCUUUCCAGUCUGCGUCUUUGCUCCAGAAUUCCUCAGCUAGAAAGAGUUUGGCAGGCAUUGCAAGUGACUUCCCCAGCAUGUGUCUAGAGAGUAAAUUAUCUUCUUGCAAACACCUGCCCUGUUGUGGAAAACUCCAUUUCCAAUCAUGUCACAGUAACGUGCACAAGCUGCAUCAGUUUCCAACUCUCCAGGGCUGUACCUCCACUGGCUAUUUCCCUUGUUCUGAUUUCACAAGUGGGGCUCCAGGGCAUUUGGAAGAGCACGUUUCACAGACGGAGCUAACGCCUCACUUGUGCACCAACUCUUUGCACCUAAAUGUGGUACCUCCGGUUUGUUUAAAGGGCUCACUUUACUGCGAAGACUGUCUAAACAAGCCGGCAAGAAAUAGUAUAAUUGAUGCUGCUAAAGUCUGGCCAAAUAUCCCACCUCCAAACACUCAGCCUGCACCUCUCGCGAUCCCUCUGUGUAAUGGCUGUGGAACUAAAGGAGCAGGGAAGGAGACCACCUUGCUGCUGGCGACCAGUCUGGGCAAAGCUGCUUCGAAAUUUGGGUCAUCAGAAGUUGCACUAGCCGGACAGGUGCUAGAAAACCUACCCCCCAUUGGAGUUUUUUGGGAUAUUGAAAACUGCUCAGUUCCCUCUGGUCGGUCAGCCACUACUGUUGUACAGAGAAUCCGUGAAAAGUUUUUUAAAGGCCACAGAGAAGCAGAGUUCAUCUGUGUCUGUGACAUCAGCAAAGAAAACAAAGAAGUUAUUCAAGAGCUGAAUAAUUGCCAGGUAACUGUUGCUCACAUCAAUGCUACUGCAAAGAAUGCUGCUGAUGAUAAACUCCGACAGAGUCUCCGAAGGUUUGCAAAUACUCACACUGCUCCAGCCACUGUGGUUCUUGUGUCAACUGAUGUCAAUUUUGCACUGGAACUUAGUGAUCUGAGACACAGGCAUGGUUUCCACAUAAUUUUGGUCCAUAAAAACCAGGCCUCAGAAGCACUGCUGCAUCAUGCUAACGAGCUCAUCAGAUUUGAAGAGUUCAUUUCAGAUUUGCCCCCCAGGUUACCACUAAAAAUGCCACAGUGCCACACUCUGCUCUAUGUUUAUAACCUACCAGCAAAUAAAGAUGGCAAGAGCAUUAGCAACAGGCUCAGGCGCCUGUCUGAUAAUUGUGGUGGGAAAGUGCUGAGUAUCACAGGCUGCAGUGCAAUUCUCCGCUUCAUAAACCAAGAUAGUGCAGAACGGGCUCAGAAGCGAAUGGAAAAUGAAGAUGUCUUUGGUAAUAGGAUCAUUGUGUCAUUUACUCCCAAAAAUAGAGAACUUUGUGAAGCAAAGAGUUCAAAUACAAUUGCUGAUAAAGUGAAAUCUCCCAAAAAACUUAAGAAUACAAAACUGUGCCUCAUCAAAGAUGCAAGUGAACAAUCUUCCAGUGCCAAACUCAUGCCUGGAAAAGGGUCACAGGCAAAUUCUGGAUCUGCUACAAAAACUACAAAUGUUAAAAGUUUACAGGAGUUGUGCCACAUGGAGUCAAAGACUGGUCAUCGAAGCAGUGAGCACCAGCAUGGUAAUGUGAGGCUGGCACCGCCUUCGCACAGUAACCCAAGCACUGUAGGGCCGACACCAAAAAGCUCGGGGGUGGCAGAGGCGCUUUACAAAAGCAGCCAGAAAAAAGAGACCCUCAGUUCCCGAAGUGUUACCAGUUCUCCUAUAGAGAAAAAAGAUGAAGAGACUGUCUUCCAAGUGAGUUACCCAUCUGCUUUUAGCAAGUUGAUUGCAUCAAGGCAAGUCAGUCCUCUGCUCACAUCUCAGUCUUGGUCUCCUAGCAGGAGUUUGUCUCCAAGCCUUUCAAACAGAGCAUCCCCACUUGCUUUCAACCUUGCCAGUUCCAGCGGUGGAGCCAGCCACCCGGACCCCUUUGCAAAUGGUGCUGACAUCCAGGUCAGCAAUGUAGACUACAGACUGUCCCGGAAGGAGCUGCAGCAGCUCAUCCAGGAGGCAUUUUCCAGGCAUGGCAAGGUGAAGAGUGUUGAGCUCAGCCCCCAUACAGAUUAUCAGCUUAAAGCCACUGUUCAGAUGGAAAACUUACAAGAAGCAAUUGGUGCAGUGAAUAGCCUCCACAGACAUAAGAUUGGCAAUAAGAAGAUUCUGGUCUCACUUGCCACAGGAGCUGCUAAUAAAUCACUCUCUUUACUGAGUGCAGAAACAAUGUCUAUUCUUCAGGAUGCCCCUGCCUGUUGUUUGCCUCUUUUUAAAUUUACAGAUAUCUAUGAAAAAAAGUUUGGACACAAGUUGAAUGUGUCUGAUUUAUAUAAAUUAACAGACACGGUCACAAUACGUGAACAAGGAAACGGGCGGCUGGUAUGUCUCUUACCCAGUAGUCAGGCCCGCCAGAGUCCCCUGGGAUCUUCCCAGUCACAUGACGGCUCCUCCACGAAUUGCAGCCCAAUCAUAUUUGAAGAGUUGGAGUAUCAUGAACCCAUUUGCAGGCAGCAUUGUUCUCAUAAGGACUUCAGUGAACAUGAAUUUGAUCCAGACUCUUACAAGAUUCCUUUUGUGAUUCUUUCUUUGAAGACAUUCGCACCCCAGGUUCACACUCUCCUCCGGACCCAUGAGGGCACUGUGCCUUUAUUAAGCUUUCCAGAUUGCUAUGCUGCAGAGUUUGGUGACCUAGAAUUAGUGCAGGAAAACCAAGGGGGUGUCCCAUUGGAGCACUUCAUCACCUGCAUUCCAGAUGUGAACAUGGGCACUGCUCAGAAUGGCGUCAGAGUGGUGAAGUGGAUUCACGACAAGCCCCCACCUCCCAGCACUGACUCUUGGCUACUGCGCUCUAAAAGUCCUGUAGGUAACCCCCAGCUGAUCCAGUUCAGCAGAGAAGUGAUUGACUUGCUGAAGAACCAACCAUCUUGUGUCAUACCAAUUAGUAAUUUCAUCCCAGCCUAUCACCAUCAUUUUGCAAAGCAAUGCCGAGUUUCUGACUAUGGUUAUUCCAAGCUGAUUGAAUUAUUAGAAGCAGUGCCUCAUGUGUUGCAGAUUCUUGGAAUGGGUUCCAAACGUCUGCUGACCCUUACCCACAGGGCCCAGGUGAAGCGCUUUACUCAGGAUUUACUUAAACUUCUCAAAUCCCAGGCCAGCAAACAGGUCAUUGUGAGAGAAUUUUCACAGGCCUAUCAUUGGUGUUUCUCAAAGGACUGGGAUGUCACUGAGUAUGGUGUUUGUGAGUUGAUUGAUAUCAUAUCAGAGAUUCCAGACACAACCAUCUGCUUGUCCCAACAAGAUAAAGACAUGGUGAUUUGCAUCCCCAAAAGAGAACGUACUCAGGAUGAAAUAGAAAGGACAAAACAGUUCUCCAAAGAUGUUGUUGAUUUGUUACGUCACCAACCCCAUUUCCGGAUGCCCUUUAAUAAAUUUAUCCCCUCUUACCAUCACCACUUUGGCCGGCAGUGUAAACUUGCAUACUAUGGAUUUACCAAACUACUUGAACUAUUUGAAGCCAUACCCGAUAUUCUGCAAGUAUUGGAAUGUGGAGAAGAAAAAAUCCUUACUUUGACAGAGGUUGAACGAUUCAAAGCUCUAGCUGCCCAGUUUGUUAAACUUCUUCGAUCCCAAAAAGAUAACUGCCUUAUGAUGACAGAUCUACUUACAGAGUAUGCUAAAACUUUUGGUUACACAUUUCGUCUCCAAGACUAUGAUGUCAGUUCAAUUUCAGCUUUGACACAGAAACUCUGCCAUGUUGUAAAGGUUGCUGAUAUAGAAUCUGGCAAGCAGAUUCAGUUGAUCAACCGGAAGUCUCUGCGGUCUCUCACUGCCCAGCUCCUGGUACUAUUGAUGUCUUGGGAAGGAACCGCCCAUCUUUCUGUGGAUGAGCUUAAGAGACAUUAUGAAACUACCCAUAGUUCUCCUCUCAACCCCUGUGAAUAUGGAUUCAUGACCUUGACCGAACUUCUGAAGAGUUUGCCUUACUUAGUUGAGGUUUUUACUAAUGAUAAGACAGAGGAAUGUGUGAAGCUCACAAAUCUGUAUUUAUUUGCAAAGAAUGUGCGGUCUUUACUUCAUACUUAUCACUACCAGCAGAUUUUCCUUCAUGAAUUUUCUGUGGCCUAUACCAAGUAUGUUGGAGAAACACUGCAGCCCCAGACAUAUGGCUACAGUAGUGUGGAGGAGCUCUUGGGAGCAAUCCCACAGGUGGUCUGGAUAAAAGGACAUGGUCAUAAGAGAAUUGUAGUGUUAAAAAAUGACAUGAAAAGCCGGCUGAGUUCACUCGGUCUAUCCCCCGCCAGUCAUGAAAACUAUGCUGCAGACAGUGAGCAAAUCCUGGAGGUGCCCGAAUUGGACACAGCCUCAGAACCCCAGCUCGGAGCAGGGCCUAGUGAAACAGAGCAGGAGCUUCUCCGCCUGGCAAGCAGCUCCCCUGUUGACCUGCUGUGUGCGCCUGUCCCUUCAUGCCUGCCAUCCCCUCAGCUGAGACCAGAUCCCGUUAUCCUACAGUCUGCUGAUCUCAUCCAGUUUGAGGAACACCCUCAAGAGCCAUCUGAAAAUAAGAUUUUAAAGCAAGAAGAAAAUAUUGAAAUUCCUGUACCAGUGAAGAAGGAAAACCCACCCUCUGAUUCCAGCUCCUCUUGUGUCACCCCAGUGCCUCCCUAUCCCACCUCAGACACUCCUGAGUCACUGCUCAGCAAGGACCCCGUGGAAAGCCCAGCCAAAAAGCAACCCAAGAAUAGAAUAAAAUUGGCAGCCAACUUUUCCUUUGCACCUAUAACCAAGCUUUAACUCCCAUUUUGAACAUAGAAUUAGGAUGGGGGAAAAAAACUGUCUGAUUCUACACACAAAAAUGGGCUCAAAAAACAUCCUUUUCUGUUUCAGUGAACCCCCCUCAAAAGCCACUUCUUUAGAUGUAUCCCGUGAUGUUUUUGUUUCUUUUACAUUGGAUUCAGCUUUCAGCUGAAGUUUUUUUCUUCCUUCCUCUUUUUUUUCGGUUAUUUGAAAGAACUUCUGACAUUUGUCAAAGAACCUUUAAUAUAUUUUACCAAAUUCUUCUUUAUUAUGAAACGCAGUGGUGGUCCAGAAGAGGGUAAGCAGUGAGAAGUCAGGUAGCAGGAAGUGGUUUGACUUCCAGUGAGCCACGGUGGUGGUGUGACCCUCCGUGUAGCACAGUGGAGCUCCUUGGCUUGCUGGUGUUCCCGACAGUAUUAUCCAAAUGCAUGAUGCGUCUUUGGAACAAAGCCUGUUCUGUGGGCCUGGGCAUUCACACAUUGAAGGUGAAGGGCAGAUGAGAAAAUGAGCUGUUUUCAGGUUGGAAUACGAAGGUUCUUGGCUUCCCUGUGACUUGUAAGUGUCUCUUGUUUUUUAUUUAACAGUGUCUGUAGUCGACAAAUGUGGCUUCAUCACAAAUUUUUUUAAACAUUUCCAUUUUUGGGUUCCAUUUUGGAGCUUUCUAGAAAGUUAAGGAUUUUUACGCUUCCCUUCUACACUGUUCCAGUUUGAGGUGGAUUAGGUUAAGGAAAAGGAGAUGGUCUUGAUGUCAUGAAUUUAAGGUCAACGUUUGAAUUACAGCACACAUCAUUGUGUGUCAAGAGGCAGUAUUGGAAAGAGUCUGAUUUUCUAAAAUAUGCAUCAAAUGCAUAAAUUAUAAAUCAGAGCUGAGUGGUGAAGUACUUUAACAGGAGCAGAAUUGAUACUAUUUCCACUAGGAAGAGACAAGAAUUCUAUCUAUACAUGUGAAGGCCAAGGUUGAUCAACUUAACCUUGUUUUUGUAAUUUUAAAGCAGGUUUUCGUAGCUGGGAAGUUUUUUGUCUGAAGAAGGGUGUGUGGAGGGGUGUGUGUGUGUGUGUGUGUGUCUGUCUGUGUCUGUGUGUCUGUGUGUGUGUGUGUGUUAGCUCAGUGUCUUUUAAUAGCAUCUGUUUUUACUCUUGCUACUUGCUGUUGGAUGCGUGUGUGUGUGUUUGUGUGUGUGUGUGUGUGUGUGUGUGUGUGUGUGUGUGUGUGUGGCCUGAUGCUAGCAUUUGGGAAAAGCCAGCCUUUAGGGGCACUGCCCUGUGGAAUGUCCUUCCUCUGUGGGUGCCAGAGGUGUCUGCCCAAGGGUGGCCUCUCACCCCUGCUGGAGAAACCUGACAUUUACAAUGGAUUGUAUUUGUUGGGCAAAAAAGGCGGAUUCAUUCAUAGAGCAGAAAAACCUGUUGGCGUAAGGUCUUCCACUAGUUAGAUGGUUUCUUUUGGGGACAUGUUUAUGUUUUUUUAGUUUCUAGAAAGCCAAAAAAUGGGCUCUCAUUUGUAUCCAGCAUUUUGAUAAAAUGCCACAAAAUAAAGGCUACAGAAAGAUUUUUAUGAGUUAGGUUUUUGUUCCCCAAACCUUUUAAAUGAAGCCAGUGAUUCCCAGUUCUCAGUACAUGCCCCAGUCAAGACAGAACAACCCUGGAAAACCCUUCUAAAGUAUUAAUGGCACUUUCCAAAUCCUUCUGCAGGCAUUUCCGCUACAGACAUAGUGUUACAGGAAGUAAAAUGCAAAUGUACAAUUUUUAAAAGAUGCUUUUAAACAACAUGAUAAAGUUGGUGUUGAGAACAUCAGUUGCCUUAUACUGAGACUUCAUAAGGCCGAGUUUGCAUGGUUGGACUUCAGUUUUGCUAGCAUGUAGAAAAUUGUGGACUUUAAAAAUGUGUGAGGGACCAUUACAAGUCACUUGGAACAGUCUCAAAGAACAGGUUCUUUGGGCAGCAGAAAAAGGUGUCCUGCACUAUCGUGUGAGUGUUCAUACCAUUUACUGGAGCUGCCAGUUAGCCUGGGACACAUGUGUGACUCACAACUGCUGUUGAAAAAUGUGAAAAUGCAGCAGAAGCACGUUGUGUUCAUGGUGUUGCCCACAGUGGCCAGUCCAGUUCCCAUCUAUUUUUUUAUCCAGAGGCCUAAUUAAAUGAUGACAAAAUGAUGAAUGUACAUUAAUAUGAGAAAGUGCUUUAUUUCUGGAUGGAAAGAUGUACCAGCUGAGAUUUAUCUGUUAAAAAAAAGACAAAAGUUAUCACCAAAAGCCCCUUUCCCAUCUUGCACUGUUUGUUUUGGAUUGGGCUUGGGGAAAGAGAUGUCUUUCUUAACUGUCUAUUUUGUUUGAACACUUUUUUUGUGGUUCAAGUGCUGUUUUGUGUGUUAGGACCAAACAGUUGUCAAUAAACUUUACAAGCAAGCAUCAAAUCGGAGUUUUCCAAGUGAGUGGUUUUCUGUCAGUGUUUUUGUGGGAAGGGAUUAUAAACCAAUCCAGUUCUGUCCUCUUUCAUUUUGUGCACACAGCCCCUCCUCCCUGCGUGCCACUCCUCUUUAGACGUGUGAGAUGGCACAGUGGUGGGGCAUCACAGAGGCCCUCGGCUUGGCAGUCCUCAGGUGGGGACUGGACGACAGCCUGGGCAAGAUCUCGUUUUCCACCCUUCGUUUCAACUCAUUUUCAGGUGGGGAAAUCAACAGCUACGCAAACUUCUGGUUAGAAAACUGGAGCAUUUUUAAGAUCUCCCUCUUGAUUUUUAAAUGAGCCAGUUUGGAAAGGACGUCUUGCAGGUGCGUUGGUAAAGCACCUGUUACCCAGCUCCUGCCACUACCACCCUGGUUAAGAACAUGAAAAGAGGGCCAGGCAUUUAGCUCAGUGGUUCCAACGCCUGCCUUGCAAGCUCAAGGACCGGAAUUCGAUCUCUAGUGCCCCCCCCCAAAAUGAAAGGACCCUAAAAACAUUUGAGUAAAUUGCUUUUUUAAAAACUUCAACAUUAAAAGCUCCUAAAGACCUUUAGCAGUCCUUUCAAGACAUCUUUUCACCCUAGCAAAGUUUUGCAGGAAGUUAUGCCCCUUUCAAGUGGGCCAAGGAGAUCUUUUGAGGGGUACACCACUCUGGAGAGAGACAUGCAGAAGACUGGUCUGAUUUGCCUCUGAAUUAAUAACUCUGAGAGGGGAAUGUUGAAUGUCCUUUCCAGGAGAAUUCGUGGAAUUCUGCCUGGAGACAGGCAGCCCUCAGGAACAGGUUAGGUUGGAAUAUGAUGAAAUCUGAUGACAAAAACCAGAUUAAAGUAGAUUCAGGAGGGAGCUGGAGAGCAGAUAAUGGAAAUAGGGUAUAAAGGGUAAAGAAGGCUGUGAAGAUGUGGAAGACAGGAGUGUAAAAAAAAUGGGAGCUCAGCAAGAACUUGUCUCAGAAUAAGAAAUGAAAAAGGGCUGGGAGGUAGUUGAUGCGAAGGCCCUAGGUUAAAUACCCAGUACAGUGGACCCUUAACAUAUGAACUCCAUUUGUUCUCAUGGGCUGGUUGUAACUCAAGUUAGUUGAUGGAAGUCUCAGGCUCCUCUACACAGCCUUCAAAGUUUCCUGUAUACAAGCAGAUCUGUGUCCUUGGGGAGACAUUGCUCAAGAUUUCUCAGUUAACCCCACACAGGAAAAGUUGUAAUGUUCCUUCCAGAACUCUUUAAGGGUUAAAUCUAUCAGACCAUCUGGAAGCACAAGCGGCUGGCAUUCAGGUUGUAACUCAAGACUUUGUAAAUUAAAACUAAAAUUCUGGUUGUGGGCUGGGGAUUUAUCUCAGUGGCACUGCCUGCCUCACAAGCACAAGGUCCUACGUUCAAUUUUCAGUACUGAAAAAUAAAAUUCCAGUCGUAACCCAAGUUGUUCAUAUUUCAGACCGGUCAUAACUCGAGAGUCCACUGUACCACAAAAAUGGAGGUGAUGGAAUGAAAGGUGGUAUUUUGGGAUUUUUUUAAUGAGGGGGAGGAGAAGAGAGAAAGUUUAUAAACAUGCAAAAAAAGAGACAGGACUAUCAAGGCCAAAGGAGAGAGGGCUGAAUGGUGAGUGUAGCACUAACUGCCUGUGGGACCUUGGGCCAUGGAUUUACUGCCACCUUCUCACCUGUAAUGAGGAAGUCAUAAUGGGAUCUGCCUUGUUGGGCUGAUGUGAGGCGCAAAUGUGCUGAUGUGUGUAUAUUGCUUAAUUCACAGUGAUAAGCUGCAAUAAAUGUGACUUCUAUUAAUGUCUUCCCCAGGCCUUCAACAGGAACGAGUCUGGGCCUGCAGGAUCCCACAGCCUUCAAGGUGUCAGGUUUGCAGCAGCCCCGUGAUCCAGGAGCACAUGAAUUACUACCUUCUUCUGCUCUUCUGUGGAAGUCUAAAUAAAUGUUUGCUUUAAAAAAAAAUCAAUGGAAUAGCAGGAAGCUACAGUAAGCCCUGAUCCAGGGCCUAGUGGAAGUGGUUUUUAUUGAGGAUCCAAUUACCCCAUGGUCUGUCACACUGGUGAGUGACAGCUCUGUGACUGGUCUGAGGUCAGGCCUCCCUGACACACGUUUCCCACCAGAAAGAGAGAGCCAACAGCCCUUUGCGGCCUGAACUUUGACUUAUUGUGAGUUAGAGUGGGAAGGGUCUGUAGUGGGUUUAACAGUGGCUCCCCAAAAUGCGUCUCUACCUGGAACCUCAGACUGUAAUCUCGAUUGGAAAUACGGUCUUUACAGAAGUGAGGUAAAUAGGAUCAAGAUGAGAGAGAGCAUGCAGGAUUCGAAUAGGCCCUAAUUCAGUGACUUGUGUCCUUGUAAGAUGAAGAGAGAACACAGAGACACAGGAGGAGGAGAAGGUCACAUGAAGAGGGGACAGAUUGGACCGAUGAACCCAAGCAAGGCCAAGGAUCCACUAAGAGCUGGAAAAAGCAAAGAAAGCAUCUUCCCUGCAGCCUUGGGAGAGAGCAUGGCUCUGCAGACAUCUUGUUGCUUUUGGCAUCCAGAACCAUGGGAGGCUGGAUUUCUAUUGUUUGAGGCCGCCCAGCUUGAGGUAAUUUGUUACGGCAUCCCUGCGACACCCAUUCAGCCUGGCUUCAUGCUUGGUCUAGGUACAGAAGGAGGUCAGGGUGUCCCUUGCUUGAGUGGCUUGGGAAAUCUCUUCAGCAUCAGAAUGGCAGGAAGCAGUGUGGGGACAAAGCUUGGGCUGAACAGAAACACAUCAGAGACAGAGUGAUGCUGUCCCCUGGAAGGGGCCAUCAAACCGAAGUCUCUGGGGCCCCCAGUCCAACAUACUCGGGGUCAACUCCAAAGCCGCUGUGUGUGGAGACGCCUGUGCAUUCACUUGUGAUCUAGAAAUAUUUUGAAAAUGCUACUCAUUGAUGGCCCAAGACUGUUAUUUCUAAGAGUUUAUCUUGGGCUGGGGAUGUAGCUCAGUGGUAGAGCACUUGCCUAACAUCUAAGGCCCUGGGUCCAGUCCCAAGCACUGAAAAGAAAAAAAGAAAGAGUUUAUCUUAAGGAAAAAUCAGAACUUAAGAUGAAGUUUUACCUCCUCAAGACAUUUAUCAUAACAUUAUUAUAAUACUGAAACCAAGACACUUUGUAAAUGUGAGUCCAGUAAUGAGGAAAUGAGGA